CUUUGAUUGGUCAAAAAGAUCUAAAAAUUAGGUAGACAUACACUUUUUUGCCACUAAUUCUCAGACCAGACACACGGCUUCCGACCUGCCGCCGUGAUGGCCAUGUACGAGGUGCAGGAGCCGUGCUACUACUCGGUUCUCGAUGUGGACGCGGACGCAAGUCCUUCCGUGAUCGUCAAGGCUUAUCGCUCCAUGGCGCUCAAGUAUCAUCCAGACAAGAAUCCCAACGCUGAACCAGAGCAAUUCCAAGCGAUUACUGAGGCUUACGAGGUACUCUCGGACCCAGAAAAGCGACGGCUGUAUGACCACUACGGUCCAUCGCUCAAGCCUCGCCUAGGCGAGACUUUCGCCCAAUUAGCACCACUGCUACUGUCCUUCGCCACAGGCUUCAUUGGCUCCAGUACGCGCGCAUAUAGCGGCUCGCUCAGCACUCGAGCCAUGUUCGGCUGGGAGGUCUGUCUUAUGGGCGUCGCGGGCAUGUACUAUUGCUACCAGCCUAAUGCCAAGGACAGCGUAAAACCACCGAUCAAGCCCCAGAUCAAAUCGAAGAGAGAGGUCGUAUCCGUAUCCGACUACGUGACUAUCACAUCCAUGGGCCUAUUGAUGGGUAAUUUUACAGGCUGGGCAGCCACGGCGGUGGUGUUGCUCUGCAAGUCAAUUAUGCUGGGAAGUUAGUUGACGGUGAGUAGCCCUUAGUGUGAGGUGCAGCUGCACGAGUAUAAAGGAGACGAUAGUGUUUUUUUUGCAGGAGAGAAGAGAGGAACGAAGAGGUUCUGCCACUCACUUAACACAUGAGAUGCUUUAACGUUAUUUUACAAUUGUUUAUGUGUUGUCUGAUUGACAACAUUUCAGUGUGAAGGUCUUG
Phytophthora nicotianae INRA-310 is the source of this 865-nucleotide messenger RNA. RefSeq lists its product as hypothetical. The record is from RefSeq and is a predicted model, not a curated record. The transcript has 2 exons. NCBI's taxonomy places the organism in Eukaryota, Oomycota, Peronosporomycetes, Peronosporales, Peronosporaceae. Gene Ontology annotation, molecular function: protein folding chaperone; protein-folding chaperone binding. Gene Ontology annotation, cellular component: cytoplasm; nucleus. The coding region runs from base 97 to 675 and encodes 192 amino acids.